Pelagomonas calceolata is the source of this 1438-nucleotide messenger RNA. NCBI's taxonomy places the organism in Eukaryota, Pelagophyceae, Pelagomonadales, Pelagomonadaceae. The record is from the annotation of a GenBank genome assembly.
CGCCAGGCGCCGUAGAGGGCAGCCGUCGGGCAGCAUGGUGUCCUCACAGGCGCUCCUGUGGGUGCCGUACUGCAUCGCAGUAGUUAUGCUCGAGUCGUGCUCUUAUGUGGUGCGCGCGCAGCAGUCCGAGUACCUUUUGGUACCGAUACUCAUGGGCUGCCUCGCGGCGAUCAUGAGCAUGUAUCUGCUCCGCGAGGACUGCACGUCUGCGGGCGGCUACGCGGCCUCCAUAAGUCGCGUGUCGGGUUCGAUCUUCUUCGAGGGCUACGUCUUCAUGUUCGUGAGCCUCGUGACCGUCGCCGUGUACAUCCUGGGCCGCAUCAACUUCAUCCAGGACCACAAGAUCCAGCGGCUGGCCGACAAGCGCCCGCGCAAGGCGGGACGGCUCCUGAAGUCGGGCACGAUGGCGGUGAAGGCUAUGAAGGGGAGGCUCACAGAACGAUGCUGCGCGAGCGACGACGUCGCGCGGAAGCGAUGUGACAUGGUCAUACGCUACGCCAUCAUCCUCGUCUGCAUCACGGCGGUCGUGCCCGACCGCGCCGACAAGCAGCGAACUGUGUGGAAAUCAAAUUUCAGGCGCCCCACGCCAUCGACGACACGUCGUUCCAAUGAGUGCGUCUGCGCGAUGGCGUGGAGGUUCACAUAGUCCUCAGGAAAACGUAACUCACUGGUUGAUUUCCACACAGCUGCGACCUCGACCCGAGCGCGGGCUCCUGCAACAACCGGAACAUGCGGACGAUGCACUUCAUCGGCAUCGGCGGGGGCGUCAGCAUCACGCUCUUCGCCGCGCUCGCGCGCGCCGUGCUGACGACGAUGGAACUCAACGCGGACGGUUCGUGUUCUUUGACCAUGAAGGAACUCUACACGACCGACAAAGGAAAGCGGCGCGCGCGCUACGCCCUCGGUUCGGCCCUGCUCGCGGCGCUCGCCGCACUUGGCUUCCUCGUCGCGUUUAUGGUCGUCCUGGCCGACCCGGAGGAGGCCGCGGACAUGCACCUGUGCAUUCUCUACGACAGCCGGGCGGCGUGCCUCGGCGAGCUCGUACCGCGGCGCUGGUACAAUUUGACCGUCGCCGAGCUCGGCGCGUGGCCCUGCGAAUGGGACGACGCCGCGCUCGUGACCGAGAGCCCGUGCGUGAACCCGAAGUGCGAGGACGGCGACGUGCUCCACGACAACCAGCUCCGCAUCGUCUGCGAGUUCCACCUGCUGCUCUACUGGAUCGUCACCCUCCUGUGCACGGUGAUGCUCAUGGAGGACGCCGAGGUCUGGACGCCGAUCGCGCAGGGCGCCGGAAAUUGGGAUUCGAAGCCGCGCGGCGACGGCGACGGUGAGGGUCGAGGGCCGCGCCACGAGAACCCGGGAAAGGUCGCUCCGGAAAAUCCCCACCCCGGCGACCCCUCGUAAGUAGCACACCACACCUUAGUACGAGCCUUCAGGG